CUGCGGAUAGUGCGGUGACUGCGAAGGAUAAAGCUGCGAAGGAAGCUAAAAAAGCUAAAGAAAAGGGCAGUGGCUUCUUAUCUGGAUUAUUCAAGGGUGUCAAACAUGCAGCUGACGAAGUUUCCGAGGAUGUCAAUGAAUUCCUCGAUGAAACGAAGAAAGAGGCAGCUGAAGAAGAAGCCAGAGCUAAGAAGGCAGCAGCAGACGCUGAAGAGGAAGUAGAGGCAGCCAAGGACAAAAUAGUAUCUGGUGUGAAGGAUUCUAAAGACAAAGUUGCAACGGCUGCUAAAGAUGCCAAAGACAAAGUAGCAUCCUCGGUCAAGGACAGUAAAGAAAAAAUCAGCGACACGGUAUCUCAUGGUGUUGAAAGGGUAACUGAUACCGGAAAGGCUGUAACGGAUACCGUGACAGAUGGUGCGAAGAAAGCUGGCUCAAAAGUACAGGAAGCAGCUCAUGGUAUAGCAGUGGGAGCAAAGGAUGCGAAGGAUAAAGUGUCUAAAGAAAUCAAAGAAGAUGCUGAUGCACUUAAACAAAAGGUUUCUUCAGGAAUUGAUGCAGCUGCUGACAGUGCGCAUACUGCGAGAGACAAGGCAGGUAAAGAAGCUAAAAAAGCUAAAGAGAAAGGAAGUGGAUUCCUGUCUGGAUUAUUCAAAGGAGUCAAACAUGCAGCUGACGAAGUUUCCGAGGAUGUUAAUGAAUUUCUUGACGAAACGAAGAAAGAGGCUGCGGAGGAAGAGGCACGUGCACGUGCAGCAGCAGCAGAAACCGCGAAGGAUAUAGAGACAACGAAAGAAAAAGUAAUAUCGGGCGCGAAGGAUUCAAAGGAUAAGGUAGCUGCGACUGCCAAGGAUGCUAAGGACAAAGUAAGCGAGAAAAUAUCAGACGGGAUGCAGAAAAUAUCCGAUACUGGUAAAGCAGCCGGCGAAACAUUGGCUGAUGGUGCAAAGACUAUUGAAUCCAAGGCUGAAGCAGCUGUUCAUGGUAUCGUUGACGGAGCUGAGAAGGCGAAGGACAAAACUGUAACAGGUUUAAAGGACGCUAAGGAGAAAUUGGAAACUUCUGCAAAAGACACCAAAGACAAAAUCAGCGAGACAGUAUCUUACGGUGUUGAAAAAAUAACUGACACUGGGAAGGCUGUCACAGAAACAGUGACGGAUGGUGCAAAAACAGCUGGUUCGAAAGUACAGGAAGCAGUUCAUGGUGUAGCAGUGGGAGCAAAGGAUGCCAAGGAUAAAGUGUCCAAAGAACUCAAAGAAGAUGCUGAUGCAGUUAAGCAAAAGGUUUCUUCAGGAAUUGAUGCAGCUGCUGACAGUGCGCAUGCUGCGAAAGAUAAAGCAGCUAAGGAAGCCAAAAAGGCUAAAGAAAAAGGAAGUGGCUUCCUGUCUGGUCUAUUCAAGGGUGCCAAACAUUCGGCUGAUGAGGUAACAGACGACGUAAAAGAGUUUCUCGAUAAAACAAAGAGAGAAGCUGCAGAGGAAGAAGCUCGUUCACGCGAAGCCGCAGCGGAAACCAUGAGAGACAUGGAAGCAGCGAAGGAUAAAGUAGUAUCUGGCGUGAAAGAUUCUAAGGACAAAGUUACGGGAGCUGCAAAGGACGCCAAAGACAAAGUUAGCGAAAAAAUUUCGGACAGUGUACAGAUGGUUUCUGACGCUGGUAAAACUGCCGGUGAAAAGUUAGCUGAUGGUGCAAAGACCGUUGAAUCCAAGGCUGAAGCAGCUGUGCAUGGUAUCGUUGACGGAGCUGAGAAGGCGAAGGACAAAACUGUAACAGGUUUGAAGGACGCUAAGGAGAAAUUGGAAACUUCUGCAAGAGACACCAAAGACAAAAUCAGCGUGACAGUAUCUCAUGGUGUUGAGAAAGUAACUGACACUGGGAAGGCUGUCACAGAAACAGUGACGGAUGGCGCAAAAACAGCUGGUUCGAAAGUGCAAGAUGCUGCUCAUGGUAUAGCUGCAGGAGCUAAGGACGCAAAGGAUAAAGUCUCCAAGGAAAUUAAGGAAGAUACCGAAGCAGUAAAAGCAAAGGUUUCAUCAGGGAUCGAUGCUGCUGCAGACACUGCUCAUGCAGCUAAAGAGAAAGCAGCCAAAGAAGCUAAAAAAGCUAAGGAGAAGGGCAGUGGUUUCCUGUCUGGUUUGUUCAAGGGAGUAAAACAUGCAGCUGACGAAGUUUCCGAGGAUGUCAAUGAAUUCCUUGAUGAAACGAAGAAAGAGGCGGAGGAGGAAGAAGCGAGAGCAAAGAAAGCUGCAGCAGAAGCUGAAAAAGAAUUAGAGACAGCAAAAGACAAAGUAGUGUCUGGCGUGAAAGAUUCUAAAGAUAAAGUUGCAGCAGCUGCGAAGGAUGUCAAGGGCAAAGUGAGCGAGAAAAUAUCGGACGGUGUGCAAAUGGUUUCCGAUGCAGGUAAAACAGCAGGAGAAAAAUUAGCUGAUGGUGCAAAGGCUGUUGAGUCCAAGACUCAAACAGCUGUUCAUGAUGUGGCUGAUGGAGCUGAGAGAGUAAAGGACAAAACUGUAACUGGUUUAAAAGAUGCUAAAGACACCGUUGAAUCUUCUCUAAAAGACGCCAAGAAGAAAGUUAGCGAAACAGUAUCAGAAGGUAUGCAAAAGACCUCUGAUGCUGGGAAGGCUGUCACAAGUGCCGUGUCUGACGGUGCAAAGAAAGCGGGUUCAAAAGUUGAAGAGGUUGCGCACGGUGUGGCUGUAGGAGCAAAGGAUGCAAAGGAGAAAGUGUCCCAAGAAAUCAAAGAGGACGCUGAAUCAGUAAAACAUACAAUUUCGUCAGGAAUCGAUGCUGCUGCAGAUAGCACGCAUGCAGCGAAAGAUAAAGCUGCCAAGGAAGCUAAGAAGGUUAAAGAAAAGGGUAGCGGUUUCCUUUCUGGACUGUUCAAGGGUGUCAAACAUGCAGCUGAUGAAGUGUCCGAGGACGUACACGAGUUCCUUGAUGAGACGAAGAAAGAGGCAGCUGACGAAGAAGCCAGAGCAAAGAAGGCAGCAGUAGAAGCCGAGAAAGAAAUACAGGCAGCAAAAGAUAAAGUAGCGUCCUCCGUUAAAGAUGGCACAGAGAAGGUCAGCGAGACAGUUUCUCAUGGUGUGGAGAAACUAACUGACGCUGGGAAGGCUGUCACAGAAACAGUAACGGAUGGUGCAAAGGAAGCUGGUUCUAAAGUGCAAGAAGUAGCUCACAGCGCGGCUGUAGGAGCUAAGGAUGCAAAGGAUAAAGUGACCAAAGAAAUCAAAGAAGAUGCUGAUGCAGUGAAACACAAGGUUUCAUCAGGAAUUGAUGCUGCUGCCGAUACUGCACAUGCUGCGAAAGAUAAGGCUGCCAAGGAAGCUAAAAAGGCCAAGGAGAAAGGAAGUGGCUUCCUAUCUGGUCUAUUUAAGGGAGCAAAGCACGCUGCUGGCGACGUGACUGGUGACGUAAAGGAGUUCCUUGAUGAAACGAAGAAAGAGGCGGCAGAAGAAGAGGCACGUGCGCGCGAGGGCGCAGCAGAAACCGUAAAAGACAUAGAGACAACGAAAGACAAAUUAAUAUCUGGUGUGAAAGAUUCUAAGGAUAAGGUUGCAGCCGCUACCAAGGAUGCUAAGGAUAAAGUAAGCGAGAAAGUAUCGGAUGGAGUACAGAAGGUCACAGACGCAGGAAUAGCUACUGGUGAAAAAAUAGCAGAAGGUGCAAUGACGCUCGAAGCCAAGGCUCAUGCAACUACUCAAGAGGUAGUUGACGGAGCUAAAAGGACGAAAGACAAAACUGUUUCAGGUCUGAAGGACGCCAAAGACAAAGUCGGCGAAACAAUAUCUCGUGGAGUGGAGAAGGUAACUGACACCGGAAAAGCUGUCAGAGACGCAGUGUCGGAUGGAGCGAAGAAAACAGGUGAAAAAGUACAAGAUGCUGCCCAAGGAGUUGCUGUAGGGGCAAGGGAUGCAAAGGAUAAAGUGUCCAAAGAACUCAAAGAAGACGGUGAAGCAAUUAAACACAAGGUUUCAUCAGGAAUUGAUGCUACUGCCGAGACUGCAAUCGCAGCGAAGGAUAAAGCAGCCAAGGAAGCUAAAAAAGCUAAAGAAAAGACCGGUGGAUUCCUGUCUGGAUUAUUCAAGGGUGCUAAGCAUGCAGCUGAUGAAGUGACAGAUGACAUGAAAGAGUUCCUCGAUGAGACGAAAAAAGAGGCCGCAGAGGAAGAAGCCAGAGCAAACAAAGCAGCAGCAGAUGCCGAAAAAGAAUUAGAGACAGCAAAAGACAAAGUAGUGUCUGGCGUGAAAGAUUCUAAAGAUAAAGUUGCAGCAGCUGCGAAGGAUGUCAAGGGCAAAGUGAGCGAGAAAAUAUCGGACGGUGUGCAAAUGGUUUCCGAUGCAGGUAAAACAGCAGGAGAAAAAUUAGCUGAUGGUGCAAAGGCUGUUGAGUCCAAGACUGAAGCAGCUGUUCAAGGUAUCGCUGAUGGAGCUGAGAAAGCGAAGGACAAAGCUGUAACAGGAUUAAAGGAUGCUAAAGACAAAUUGGGAACUUCUGCAAAAGACACUAAAGACAAAAUCAGCGAGACAGUAUCUGAUGGGGUCGAAAAAGUAACUGACACUGGGAAAGCAGUCACAGAAACAGUAACGGAUGGGGCAAAGAAAGUUGGUUCGAAAGUACAGGAAGCAGCUCAUGGUGUAGCAGUGGGAGCAAAGGAUGCAAAGGAUAAAGUGGCUAAAGAAAUCAAAGAAGAUGCUGACGCAGUGAAACACAAGGUUUCAUCUGGUAUUGAUGCUGCUGCAGACACUGCUCGUGCAACUAAAGAUAAAGCUGCGAAGGAAGCUAAGAAAGUUAAAGAAAAGGGUAGCGGUUUUCUUUCUGGUUUAUUCAAAGGUGCAAAACAUACUGCCGAAGAAGUGACCGGGGAUGUAAAGGAUUUCCUCGAUGAAACGAAAAGGGAAGCGUCAGAAGAAAAGGCUCGUGCCCUUGAAGCAGCAGCUGAUACCGCUAAGGAUGUAGAGGCAGCGAAGGACAAAGCAGUCUCUGGAGUAAAAGAGUCUAAGGAUAAGGUUGUAACUGCUGCCAAGGAUGCCAAAGAAAAAGUAAGCGAAAAAGUAUCCGAAGGUGUGCAAAAGAUAUCCGAUGCCGGAAAAGUUACAGGCGAGAAAUUGGUUGAUGGUGCGAAGGCAGUGGAAUCCAAAGUUCAAGCGGGUGUGGAAGAUGUGACUGAUGGAGCCGUCAAGGCAAAAGACAAAGCAGUAGCAGGUUUAAAAGAUGCUAAGAACAAAUUGGAAACAUCAGUAAAAGACACAAAAGAUAAAAUCAGCGAGACAGCAUCUCAUGGUGUUGAAAAGGUGAGUGACACUGGAAGGGCUGUCAGUGAUGCAAUGUCAGACAGUAUUAUGAAAGCAGGUUCAAAAGUUGAGGAAGUUGCUCACGAUGUGGCAACAGGAGCAAAAGACGCGAAGGAUAAGGUGUCUCAAGAAAUUAAAGAGGAUGCGGAGACAGUCAAGCACAAAGUUUCAUCUGGUAUCGAUACUGCCGCUGACAGUGCGCAUGCAGCUAAGGAGAAAGCUGCCAAAGAGGCUAAGAAAGCUAAAGAGAAAGGCAGUGGCUUUUUGUCUGGAUUAUUCAAAGGUGUAAAGCACGCAGCUGAUGACGUUUCGGAGGAUAUGAAAGAGUUCCUUGAUGAAACGAAGAAGGAGGCCGCAGAGGAAGAGGCUCGUGUCCGUGAAGCAGCAGGGGAUACAAUGAAAGAAAUGAAAACUGCAAAGGAGAAAGUAAUAUCUGGUGUGAAGGAUUCCAAGGACAAAGUUGCAGCCGUGGCAAAGGACGCCAAGGAUAAAGUUAGCGACAAAGUAUCGGAAGGAGUACAGAAGGUUUCCGACGCUGGAAAAGUUACAGGUGAAAAGAUAGCAGAGGGUGCAAAGGCAGUGGAAUCGAAGGCUCAAGCAGCUGCCCACGAUGUAGCUGAUGGAGCUGAAAAAGCGAAGGAUAAAGCUGUUACAGGUUUGAAAGACGCUAAGGACAAAAUUGAAUCUUCAGUAAAAGACACCAAAGAAAAAGUCAGCGAGACGGUAGCUCAUGGAGUGGAAAAGGUUGCAGAUUCUAGCAAAGCUAUAACAAGUGCAGUCUCAGAUGGUGUAAACAAAGCUAAGUCAAAAGUGCAAGAAACUACUCAUGGUGUAGCAGACGGAGUAAAAGAUGCCAAGGAUAAGGUGGCGAAAGAGAUUAAGGAAGAUACUGACGCAAUAAAGCACAAGGUUUCGUCUGGAAUUGAUUCUGCUGCAGACAGUGCGCAUGCAGCAAAGGAUAAAGCAGCUAAAGAAGCUAAGAAAGCUAAAGAGAAGGGCAGUGGUUUUCUAUCUGGGCUGUUCAAGGGUGUAAAGCACGCUGUCGAUGAAGUUUCCGAAGAUGUCACAGAGUUCCUUGACGAAACAAAGAAGGAAGCGGCUGAUGAAGAAGCUCGUGCUCGUGCGGCAGCAGCAGAAGCCGAAAAGGAACUAGACGCAGCAAAGGAUAAAGUAGUAUCUGGUGCGAAAGAUUCUAAAGAUAAAGUUGCUUCAGCUGCGAAGGAUGUCGAAGACAAAGUAGUAUCCUCUGUCAAAGAUGGCAAGGAAAAAGUCAGCGAGGCAGUAAAAGAUGGAGUUCAAAAGGCAACUGAUGCUGGCAAAGCUGUCACAGAUUCCGUGUCUGAAAGUGCAAAGAAGGCAGGAGAAAAAGUGCAAGAUGCUGCUCAUGGUGUAGCUGCAGGAGCUAAGGAC
Hylaeus anthracinus is the source of this 6704-nucleotide messenger RNA. Its product is annotated as plectin-like. Gene Ontology annotation, molecular function: lipid binding. Lineage: Eukaryota; Metazoa; Arthropoda; Insecta; Hymenoptera; Colletidae. The annotation marks the transcript as partial. The transcript has a single exon. Gene Ontology annotation, cellular component: extracellular region. The record is from RefSeq and is a predicted model, not a curated record. Gene Ontology annotation, biological process: lipid transport; lipoprotein metabolic process.